This is a messenger RNA of Xyrichtys novacula (pearly razorfish), 5431 nucleotides long. NCBI's taxonomy places the organism in Eukaryota, Metazoa, Chordata, Actinopteri, Labriformes, Labridae. The record is from the annotation of a GenBank genome assembly.
AAAAUCAGCCAGAGAGACUUGGAGCGUCCACACAAAGGAGGAAGAACCACUAAUCAACAUCUACAUCAUCUUUGUUAUCGCCCAGAGGGUAGGUCGGCACAGUUUCCCAUGCAGAAACUCAAAUUGAUGGUCGAAAUAACUUUUACUAUAAUCUUUAACGUUGAUAAUUUAUCACAUUCAUUUGAUCUUUUUAAUUUACAUUUUCCAGCCAUACAGUGCAGAGCUGUCUGUAGAUUACUAAUUUCAAAAAACUGUGUAUUCAACACGUGGUUCGUUAAUUCCAGACCCAGAAUGGUUAAGCCUGUUAUAGGUUUUUGAAUAUUUACUUUUGAAAAAAAAAUGGCUUUCACCAGUGAAUAGAAUCAGUUAAAAUAAGGCCAUUGUCUGGGUCAUCACUGCUGAUCACAGAGACUAACCCCAACCCUUCAUUUCUUCUUAACAAAUUAAUUUUAAAGCAACUUAACCUUUGAGGUUAUAAUCUGUCAGAGGUGCCAUAUGACAAAUUUUAUUCUUAAUUAUAUGUUUACUGCAGAAAAUAACGAGCAUUUUAUUUAUCUAAUAAUAAACAAUCACCUGUUUGGAAUAUCUUAAAACUGUUUUAAGUCAAUGGAGAGACGAAGCUACACUCCGUGGGAUAAAUGUUGCAUUCGAGUUACCUUGGAAGUCAGAAGUCUGAGCUGAAAAUGACAUCACACCCGAGUUACCAGCGUUUCAGUUACCAAGUUGGAAAAAAGCAAAAAAGCGGAAACAAGAUGGCUUUAUCUACGGAAGUUAUUUUAGAGCUUGCCUUGUCCAAACAUAAGGCAAGCGCUAAAAUAACUUCUGUAGAUGUAGCCAUCUUGUUUCAGGCCUCUGAUUUUGCUUUUUUCCGACUUGGUAACUGAAACACUGGGAACUCGUGUGUGACGUCAUUUUCAGCUCAAACCUCUGACUUCCAAGGUAACUCGAAUGCAGUAAAAGUCCAGAAACUCUGAGACCUGAGAGAAUAAAUAAAAAACUUUAUCAUUUUCCAUGAGAAUAACUGUCUUCUUCUCCUCUUUCUCCUCAGCCCUACAAUGUUCUCUUCCCUCCUUCUCCUCCCUCUCUUCCUCCCUCACUCUCUGGGCUGUCAGACCAGCUCCUUCACCGAGUGUCAAAACGCCCCCUUCGUCCCCGGUCACAGCCUCGCGGGUGAGGGUUUUGACGUAGUGAAGAUGGUGACUACCGGAGCUAGUGUGGUUGAUGUGAAGAACUUCAUGGUGGGGGGAGUUCAGGGGAACUGCACCGUGUGCCACAACCACCUCCUGAACCAGGUCAGAUCACUGAGGCAAAAAGGAGAGCAAAAAAGAAAAAACCAAAAGACCACACUGACAUUUCACAAGUGAAAGUCAAAAGUCUGUCCAGGAGCUUUGUUGGUCAAUACAACUGUCAAUCAGAGCACCAAAAACUAAUUCAAACCAAAUCUGUCAGAAAAAGAAACAUUGUGGCAUUAAUAAGCUUAAAUAAAAAAUCACUGAAAUGACAGAAACCAUGUCAAAGGAACAUUUAAUAGACCUGGAUUUGUAUUUUAGAGUUUGACUCAUGUCCUGUUUGUUUACAUGGAGAAGGCAGGGCUUAGGAUCUAUACUGCAGACAGUCAUAAGGGGGAACUAUGCAUGUUUACUAUGUUCUUAUGCAGUCUAUGCUGCAGUUUAAAAAUCCAACUUCAUGUAAAAAUGCUCCACAGAGCCAAGGUUUCUUUUUACCUCCGCCAAGGAGGUUAUGUUUUCGGUAGCGUUGGUUUGUUGGUUAGUUUGUUUGUUUGUCUGUGAACAACUUUACGGAGAAAGUUACAGACAGAUUGACCUGAAAUUUUCACCAGAGGUGCAUCUCAGCCCCAGGAGGAUCCCAUUACAUUAUGGUGGUGAUCCGGAUCGCCUUCUGGAUCCAGGAAUUUUUUGAAGGAUUCUUUAUCAUUUCGAGAUAGGGCACAUUUUGGAAUUUUUGCAUUUAACUCUAUAAAAAUGGCCAGAGUCUUUAGUAAGAAAUUACACAAAAGGAUCUCAAUGAGUUUUAUGAGGUGUCAAAGGUUGAUCCUGAUCCAGACAAAAUUCCAGAAACUGUGAUCCAGAACACACAAAAAUAAGGGUGUCGUUGGAACUUUCAAUGCUGAAAGAUAACCAAUGGGUGGCACAGUGGUGUAGAUAGGCGGCACAGUGGUGUAGUGGUUAGCACUGUCACCUCACAGCAAGAAGGUCCUGGGUUUGAAUCCUGGUCAGGGCAUUUCUUGUUUUAGGAACAUUAUGAACAGUGAACAUACCAGUUUAAACACAAAUAAAAGUUAAUAAAAAAGACACGUAACAGUAAAAGUUUUGGUGUGAAUCAAUAUAAGGGGGGACAUGAGCUGCUUGGUAGAGGUCUGCGCUCUCCGAGUGCUUUUCCAGUCUUUCUGAUAUAAUGGAAAUUCACUGGUUCAUUCCACACCUGAUUGUUACCUGUUUCCUGUUUUUUGCUUUUAAAUCAAUCAGACCCAGAAACUCCCGGUGUCAGUCCUGGACUGGAGGAUCAAGGUGAGAGAAAUUAAGGCUUUCUUAGACUUUGAAUCAUUGAGCGGUGCUUUUUGAGUAAUAUUGUAGAUUUUUAUUUAGCGUUUUUACAUGUUUCAAGAUCUAAGUGCACAAAAAAUGUUGGAAUAACUCGAUUCCUUCAGCCUGCUGCACAGCGAUGGACUGCAUCAAGACUAAUUUAAGACAAGCAUUACCCAGCAUGCUCUCUUCUCUCAGGUGCACUGCCGGCGCAGUCUGAGCAGUAAGAUCUUCGAGUCGAGUCAGUCGUUCAUGAAAGAGACAAGUAAAUCUCUUGGCAGCAGUUGGAAGGUACAGAGUUGUUAAUGAGCUGCAGCAUUUCCAGAUUAAAAUAGUCUCACUUUUUAAUCUCCUUGUGAAACAUCAUGUGUGAGGUUCUUCUUUGUACCGGUGGGGUCUCUCGCAGGUGGGUCUUGGUAUUCCUGGAAUCGGAGGGUUUGCAGUCGGGGGGUCUCACUCCGUCUCCUCAAAAUUUACAGAGAGUCGCAGUAGGAAAGACAAAUUCUCCUUCACCACCCAUGACUUCAAGUGCAAAUACUACACGUGAGUUACACAGUGAGCUGUUUAUCGAUGUCACCUGAGUCAGUGAUAGUAGGAGCUGAGGAUUGCUAGUUUAUAAAUGGACUAACCUGCUCAGACCUCUUAAGCAAAAGUGUUUCUUCAUCUUGACUUGGAUCCUGAGUUUUUCUAUGUUGUUCUUAAUAUCGUAUAGCUUCCGUCUUCACUCCCGUCCUCCUCUGAGUAAAGAGUUUGAAGAGUCCCUGAAGAACCUCCCCUCCACACACCACCACCAGAACACCUCAGCCUUCAAACAGUUCAUCUCCAUCUAUGGGACCCACUUCAUCCGCAGGGUCCAGCUGGGAGGUCGAGUGAACUCCAUCACCGCCAUUCGGACCUGCGAGGCUGCCAUGAGCAAGCUGUCCACCCGCACCAUCAGUAACUGCCUGGGUGUGGAGGCCAGGGCUGUCAUAAAGGGCAUCUCGAUCAGUGCAGAGUCAAAGUUCUGUCACAACAAAGGUAAGAGGCUGAAAAAUGCAGCCACCUUCAGCCAGUCCUUCUCAGACCGGACCGUUGAAGUUCUAGGCGGAGACGGGGACGUAGGGGAUAUCCUGUUCAGUCCAAACGGUGCAGCCGGGUACAAGAAGUGGCUCAGCUCCUUGAGGAGAGUCCCAGGUGUGGUUUCCUAUCAGAUCAGCCCUCUACAUCUGCUGGUGAGGAAAAUAAACUCUAUUUAAUGAUGUAUCUUCUUACACAAUAACUGACUGGAUCCAUCCAACAGGACUCAAAGUGGUUUGUGUGUCUUACUCAUGUCUCCUUCUGUCUAGAUCUUUGAUUGUGUUGGGGUUUUUUUGCUCCGAUGGAUGUCACUUUGUACAAAAGCAUCUGCUAAAUGAAAUUGUAACAGUUAGGGCCUGAGCACAAAUGGCACAAAGACUUUGUCCACCUAGACCUGGACUCUCAGGUCCAUAUUCUAAAACAAAAGGAAAGCCCACCUAUUGUGAAAUUUGGUUUAAUACAUUCUGAGGGUCCUUCUGGGAUCAUCUCCUCUGAGAGGGUUCAUGGAAUCCACUCCAAAUUUGGUAUAAAAUCAGAAGAGACCCGAAAGAAAAAUAGUUGAAACACUGGAGAAUGUAGUUUAGUUUGCACUUAAGUGAAUCUCUUACUUCCUGUCUGUAGGUAACAGAAAACUCUGUCCUCAAAGACAGCCUUCGCGGUGCCAUCAGUGACUACAUCCGAAAGAGCGCCAAGCCUCUCCGUUGCCCUGCUGGCUGCAAGAUUGGCAGACAGAACCGGAACUGUGCUUGUCACUGUAAGGGGCACCGAAUGGUCAAUGCUGAUUGCUGCCCUGCUGAACAUGGCAUAGCUCGGAUGAACGUGACGGUGGUCCGUGCCGCGGGCCUUUGGGGAGACUAUUUCUCCAAGACAGACGGAUACGUGAAGGUCUUCUAUGGUAGAGAAGGAGCGGUGACACCAGUCAUCUGGAACAAUGACUUCCCGACCUGGAACUACGUCAUUCGCUUCCAAACUGUCAACCUACGGCACAGGAGGUGAGUAAACCUUACCUCGUCUUAUGUAAUAUAAAAACAGAUCACAUGAUACCAGUCAGAUAGUGUCUUUAAAAAGUCAGGUAUCUGGAUCAGAGAAAGAGACGUUUGGUCAGUGGUGCAAGUUGGCCAUCAGUUUUACAAAGUCAUUGAGGUCUAGUGGAAAUCUCUGGACAAGGAUCAGACACCCCAAGAUGUUGACGUGAUUGUCCCUCCUUGUAUUGUGUCCAGGUCUUUAACCUUUGUACCAACAUGUGAGAUCUUUGUGGUGUACAUCAUCAUACAUUUGGAGUUUUCAAUCUUGAAAGAAAAAGAAACAAAUUUUCAGGAAAUGAACAUUUUUUCUGAUGACAUCCCUCCGAUCAUGCACUCUCUCCAUAGAUCGAUCCGCUUUGAGGUUUGGGAUCGGGACAAUCGCUGGAACGACGACCUGCUGGGCAGAGUGUACGUCGUCCCCACAUCAGGAAACAACUACAAGAAGUUAAAGCUCAAACACGGCUCCCUGUUUGUCCGUGUGUCUGCAGCGUGUGCUCCAAGUCUGCAGGGGUCACUGUGCAACCAGUAUGCUGCCUCUCCGACUUACGAGGAAGUGAUGGGGCAUACGAAGGAGGAGCAGGGGCAUCACUGGGAGUCUGAGAGGUCACCACCUCAGGACCACCACAGCAACUUACUUUAAGAUUUUACCUUUGAACCACAGCCGCUGUUUCACGUCAGAGAUUUGCCACAGAUGUUUUGGAGGUUAAACAAGCUGUUUAUUUUCUGUUCAUUUUCUGAUUCUUAUUUCCUUUCUAUUUUAUAUUGUAAAUUGCGAUUACUAUAAUAAAACAGCUUUACAGGGUGGAA